UGAUCUGGGGAUGAUAGCAGCUGGUGGUUGAGUGAGUGCCGGGAUGAUAGCAGCUGGUGGUUGAGUGAGUGUCACGAUGCAACUAUAAUAACAGCUGUCAGUGAGUGAGUGAAUGGGCGAGAGAUGGUGGACAGCAGCUGCUGGGCCGCAUCGUGAAAGUAGUGAGAGGCAGUAGCCAUAUGGGAUGCUUGCCUCUUGGUUAAUGAACCUGCCACUCUGACAAGUCGGGUACCUUUCAGCUUAUAACAUGUCCAGAAGUUCAUGGAGACAUCAGUUAACAAUUGAUGAUGUAUAUGACAAAAUUGGACACUUCGGCUCUUCCCAGAAGGUGUAUUUUGCCCUGCUAUGUGUUCUUCAUGGGUGGUGUGCUUUUCACCAGUUACUAACUGUGUUUGUUGGUUUGGACCCAACAUUCAAGUGCUAUGCCAAAGAUGGAGAGCCCAAAAGUGAACCACUCAUCAAUCAAUGUUUUGACGACAGUCCACAAAACUGUACAAUUACCUAUACGACAGAGUACAAAUCUUUUGCAUCCGAGUGGAACUUAAUAUGCAGUGAAAAGUAUAAAGUGGCUUUGGUGCAGUCAGUAUGGAUGGGAGGAGUAAUGACGGGGGCCCUCUUGCUUGGUGGUGUAGCUGAUGUAAUAGGACGAUUGAAAACACUAAUGAUUGCGCUCCUGGGAACCAUAGCAUUCGAGGGCUUUAGUGCCUUUGCUCCAACAUUCAUGGUCAUGGUAGUAUUACGUUACCUGGGAGGAAUAUGCUGUUCGUUGGUAAUCCUUGUGAGCUUCGUCCUCUCACAAGAGUUAGUUGGCAUGGAUUGGAGGAGCUUUUGUGGCAUCUUUGUAGCUAUGUUUUUUGCUGUUGGAAUAGGGGUGUUCGCAGCCAUUGCAUCGGUGAUGGACACGUGGCGAACUCUAACAUUUGUUUGCUCCGUCUCGGGAAUAAUGUUCUUAAUUCUUCCAUGCUACAUUCCAGAAAGCCCACGGUGGCUUGCCUCCCAGGGCAGGAAUGAUGAAGCAAAAGAUAUCUUGGAAGGGAUGGCCAGGAGGAAUGGUAAACUUGGCAGUCUUCCAACUAACUGGGAGAUUUCCAUCACUGGAAACAACAAAGAUGAGAAUGACAAGAAGCCACAGGGAGUCGGCAUUUUGGUUAGCCAUCCUUAUGUGCUCCUCCUUACACUUAUUCAGAUAUACUCAUGGUUCGUCAACAGUGCAACAUACUAUGGCCUUACCAUAGCGGCUAGUAACCUAGGAGGUGAUGCUUAUGUGUCAACAGCUUUGAGUGGCCUUAUUGAGAUCCCAGCAUGUGUUGUUGCUAUUGCUAUCAUUGACAGAAUUGGUCGACGACUGACUCUGUGUGGGUUUAUGAUGAUUGGCGGGUCAGCUUGUUUGUGCAUUCAGUUUUUACCUACGUCGUUUUCCAAUGUAAAAACAUUGUUAGCCCUUUGUGGUAAACUGAGCAUCUCUGCUAGUUUCUCUGUGUGCUAUAUUCAUAGUGCUGAAAUUUUUCCUACUGCAAUACGAAACUCUGGCAUGGGCAUCGUUUCAGUUGCUGCAAGGGUUGGUGGUAUGCUAGCACCACUGAUUUUAAUGUUGGGAGACAUUUUACCAAACCUGCAGUUUACAGCUCUUGGUAUAAUGACUUUUGUGGCUGGAGUCCUUAAUCUUAAGUUACCCGAGACUCUUGGCCAACCAAUGCCGGAGAGUGUGGCUGACAUACUUGCUCUGAGGAAUGCUGGGAAGACAGGUAGCAUCAGCAAGGAUUAUCAGUAUAAUAAACUGGAAACUGGAGAUGAAGAUACAGAAGAAGUAAUUGUGAGACCUCGGAGUCCUUUCAUGAGAAGCAAAACCAUGACUGAAGAUCAAAUGCCUCUAAUUGAAGAGUAAAAAAGGAAUGAAUGUAAAAUAGUGUUGUCCAGAAUCUUUUCAAAGAUUGAUUUUGAAUGUGGCAAUAAGGUAGGUGCUAACCAUGUACUGUAUAUAUAUAUAUAUAUUGUAUAUUACUCGUUGGGGACAUUGUGCUGUGCAAUGAGUAGGAUACACACUAAUAAAUUGCAAACAAUUUAUUGGAAUUACAGACUAGUAUUUAUUUUCAAUCAUAAUAUUUGAUUUGUAUCUAUUUAAAAAGAUAUAAAAUGUAAUUUUUAAUUUUUGACAAAAGAAUAAAAUUGUAUGUCUAGCUGUAGCACAAAUGGAACUUCAACUAUCUCCAGGGCAAUGUAAGGAUGGGAUGGGCUGCAUCUUGAUUUGUUCCUAUUUGGCCGUCUAUCAAAUUUUAAUAGUAAAGUAUUUGGUGGGUGUUGUAUUUACAUGUUCAAGAUGUUAGUUUUUAUUAUUA
This is a messenger RNA of Procambarus clarkii (red swamp crayfish), 2336 nucleotides long. RefSeq names its product solute carrier family 22 member 15-like. Gene Ontology annotation, molecular function: transmembrane transporter activity. The record is from RefSeq and is a predicted model, not a curated record. Gene Ontology annotation, biological process: transmembrane transport. Gene Ontology annotation, cellular component: membrane. NCBI's taxonomy places the organism in Eukaryota, Metazoa, Arthropoda, Malacostraca, Decapoda, Cambaridae.